Messenger RNA from Microtus oregoni (creeping vole), 1046 nucleotides. RefSeq names its product glycoprotein Ib platelet subunit beta (gene Gp1bb). Bases 1 to 801 code for a protein of 266 amino acids. The record is from RefSeq and is a predicted model, not a curated record. Lineage: Eukaryota; Metazoa; Chordata; Mammalia; Rodentia; Cricetidae. The transcript has 2 exons.
AUGAGCCCCAGGGAGCGGGCGGGGGCGGAAGCCCGGUCUGCCUGCGGGGCCCUGGCGAUAGUACCAUAUCUGUUGCCACAACGCCCUUGCGCGCCGGCUCAGAGUUAUUUCUGGCCUGGUGGCAGAAUUGUGGUCUGUUGCAGUCUCGGGCCAUCGCCACUCCAGAACGAACUAGGCUGCCGUCCUUUCGCCAUGGGCUCCUGGCCGCGCGGAGCGCUGAGCCUGCUGCUUCUGCUGCUAGCGCGGCCCAGCCUCCCAGUCGCAGGCUGCCCAGCGCCGUGCAGCUGCGCAGGGACGCUCGUGGACUGUGGGCGCCGCGGACUGACCUGGGCCUCGCUGCCCGCUGCCUUCCCUCCCGACACCACCGAACUGGUGCUGACCAGCAACAACUUGACCGCACUGCCGCCUGGGCUUCUGGAUGCGCUCCCUGCUCUGCGUGUAGUGCACCUGGGCGCCAACCCCUGGCGCUGCGACUGCCGCUUACUGCCGCUGCGCGCCUGGCUGGCUGGCCGCCCCGAACGCGCGCCCUACCGCGACCUGCGCUGUGUUGCGCCUCCAGCGCUGCGUGGCCGCUUGCUGCCCUACGUGGCAGAGGACGAGCUGCGGGCAGCGUGCGCGCCCGGCCUGCUCUGCUGGGGGUCUCUGGUGGCACAGCUCGCGCUGCUGGUCCUCGGGCUGCUACAUGCACUGCUGCUAGUGCUCCUACUGGGUCGCCUGCGGAGGUUGCGUGCGCGUGAGCGCGCCCGCGCCUUCCGCGAGUUAUCGCUCACAGACCCGCUGGUGGACGAGCAGACAUCCUAAGAAAGGACAGGCGCAGAGCAACAAACGACCUGCAAACUUUACAGGUCCCUUGCUGGAGAAUCCUCUCCUUCACCUGGAUUUGCCUCGGCCUCUGCCCUUGCCCAAUCUUCCAGACCCAAACUCGGCAGGCCUGAAUCCACGUGGGGCCAAACUGUUGCCAGCACUACUGGAGUGAAACAUCCCUGAGCCUUCAGAGCCUAGGGAGGUCUCCCCCUGCCAGACUCUGCACUGAAUAAACCUUUCUC